This is a messenger RNA of Cucumis sativus (cucumber), 1180 nucleotides long. RefSeq names its product OVARIAN TUMOR DOMAIN-containing deubiquitinating enzyme 3. Gene Ontology annotation, cellular component: cytosol; nucleus. The transcript is spliced from 8 exons. The coding region runs from base 134 to 706 and encodes 190 amino acids. Gene Ontology annotation, biological process: protein deubiquitination; endoplasmic reticulum unfolded protein response. Gene Ontology annotation, molecular function: cysteine-type deubiquitinase activity. The record is from RefSeq and is a predicted model, not a curated record. NCBI's taxonomy places the organism in Eukaryota, Viridiplantae, Streptophyta, Magnoliopsida, Cucurbitales, Cucurbitaceae.
UGAAACUUAUUAUUAAUUAUGAGAACAAAUUAAAUUACAUAAUAUAUCAAACGUGGGGAUAGCUCACGUGGAGAGCGCGUGUUCGAAUAUAAUAGGCAAAGCAAAGUAGCGACUCUCUCUUCGUUCUUCUCCGAUGGAUAUUAUGGCGGAGAAGUCCCAAAAUGUGUCAAUUCUCGAGCAAUUGCAACUAGGAAUUGCUCGGUUUGAGCUCUCAUCUUCUCCUGUAAGUUCAAUUUCACCUUCGAACUCAGUUGCUUCUUCUUUCCCUUUGUCUAUGAAUCCCAGUUAUCCACUCUUUGCUAAAAUUGGACCCGUGCUGGGGAUUGAAUCGCCUGCAUUGAGGAAAGCUGAGCAAUACAAAGUUCAAAAAGUUACUGGAGAUGGACGCUGCCUUUUCCGUGCGCUUGCUAAAGGAAUGGCUUUCAACAGGGGGAUUCCUCUUCGUCCAUUUGAGGAGAAAAAUGAUGCAGAUGAUUUACGCAUGGCCGUGAAAGAAGUCAUUUGUGACAAUGGCAAAGAAAAACGGCAGUAUGAAGCAGCCCUCAUAGCAAUUACUGUAGAGGAGCCAUUAGAACGCUAUUGCCAACGAAUUCGGACACCUGAUUUCUGGGGAGGAGAGUCGGAGCUAUUGGUAUUGUCAAAGCUCUGCAAGCAACCUAUCAUUGUCUACAUACCAGAGCAUGAGAAUGGGUUGUCGGGGCUCUAGCUUUAUUCCUAUUGCAGAAUAUGGAGCUGAGUUCAAGGGAGGAAAGCCCAAGAAACCUGUGAGGUUGCUUUACAGCGGUAGAAACCACUACGAUCUACUUGUUUGAGAAUCUAUUUGAAGGCCAUCUCAUUCCCACCUUGUUUUUUUCGAGUAAAAAUGGGUUGAUAGAUUUGAAUCAGGAACCACUUGUUUUUCACACCCUUGUUACUGAUGCUAUCUAAACAUAACAAAAGAAAUUGAGGCAUGGUUGACAGGGUACAAUUAGCCUUUCAACAAUGGUAGGAUAACCUCAACAACACAACAACCGAAGCUCUCUUGUGGGCAAUCACUUUUUGUAAAAGCUGUUGCAUUUAGUUUUAAAAAGUGUUGUAUUUCGUGAGGAUUAAUGGGGAGAGUAAUGCACUUUACAUAUAAAUAAUUGGACAAAGGACACUUUUAAAAUGAUUAGGUGAAUAAGAGUACUAUUUUUAUUUA